AGCAGCAGCCAUGAGCACCAGGGGACUCUCACAAAUAAAAAUACUGCACACUGGGAAUCGCAUGUAUCAGUCUCUGCCAUCUUCUAUCAAACCUGAUGAGCGACAUGCUCAGGCUCCAGAAGCGCUUGGCGUCCAGCGUGUUGCGCUGUGGCAAGAAGAAGGUGUGGCUGGACCCAAACGAGACCAAUGAGAUUGCCAACGCAAAUUCUCGCCAGCAGAUCCGAAAACUGGUGAAGGAUGGACUGAUCAUCAGAAAGCCUGUGACGGUUCAUUCCCGUGCUCGCUGCCGCAAGAACACAUUGGCACGCCGCAAGGGACGUCACAUGGGUUACGGUAAGAGAAAGGGUACAGCCAAUGCUCGUAUGCCAGAGAAGUUGUCAUGGAUGCGGCGCAUGAGAAUCCUGCGUCGACUUCUUCGUCGCUACAGGGAGUCCAAGAAAAUUGACAGGCACAUGUACCACAGUCUCUAUCUGAGGGCCAAGGGAAACGUCUUCAAAAACAAACGCAUACUGAUGGAGCACAUCCACAAGCUGAAGGCAGAUAAGGCUCGCAAGAAGCUUCUAUCUGACCAGGCUGAGGCUCGCCGCUCCAAGACAAAGGAGGCCCGCAAACGCAGAGAAGAGCGUCUCUUGGCUAAGAAAGAAGAGAUGAUCAAGACAUUGUCAAAGGAGGAGGAAGCUACAAAGAAGUGAAUCUAAAUGGAAAGUUUUUCUUGUAAGAUUCCCAUUUUUCUUGCUAAUAAAUUUGGAUAAAGGAGUCA
Molecule: messenger RNA, 760 nt
Organism: Perca flavescens (yellow perch)
Lineage: Eukaryota; Metazoa; Chordata; Actinopteri; Perciformes; Percidae
Product: 60S ribosomal protein L19
Exons: 7
Coding region: 96-692 (198 amino acids)
Biological process (GO): translation
Cellular component (GO): ribosome; cytosolic large ribosomal subunit
Molecular function (GO): structural constituent of ribosome; RNA binding
Source: RefSeq, a predicted model, not a curated record